Messenger RNA from Oikopleura dioica, 687 nucleotides. The record is from the annotation of a GenBank genome assembly. Lineage: Eukaryota; Metazoa; Chordata; Appendicularia; Copelata; Oikopleuridae.
AUGUCGAAGCUCGCAGAGAAAAUUCCACCGAUAGGUGCGCUCGUUUUUGGACUCAUUUCUCUUAUCAUCUGCGCCACUGCAGCGGGGACGAAAAAUACGCUUUUCAUACCUUUGGUGGUCUGCCUCGUUUUGGGCUGCAUCGUCGCCGCCGCCGCGCUUUUCGUCUACUUCAGGCAACAGCGACGCCAAGCCGAUUUGGCAGAUGAUUCGAACUUUUUCGAAACCUAUGGAUACCUUAUUCUGACCAUCGGAACAGCUGUAUUCUACUUGAUCGGGUUAAUUCUAUUCAUCGUGACGAAAAUCAAAGGAGGACUGUCCCUCGGCGACACAUACAAAACCGAACACAUCGAGCUCGACAAACUGCUCACUGACUUGGGAAUUGGAACAUGCGAUAGUCUUAGUCCGACCCAUUCUUACUGCAAUGGACAUAAGCAGCAGUGCCAGGAGUUCUUUCUUAAAUGCAUCGAGAAAUCAGAAGUUGCUCAUGCAGAAGCUUGGGUCUCACUCGUGUUCGCCAUUUUCGCCUUCGUUUUCGCCAUGCUCUCGGUCUUCUGCGCCUUCAGAGCGCGCAAAAAUGAGGAAGAAUACGGAACUUACCAGCCAACAACUGCGCCAAGAGGUGGAAACACGACCAUAAACUCGGACUAUGUUCCUGGAGACAAUAGAAUGCAAUCGCCACUGGUUUAG